Molecule: messenger RNA, 2301 nt
Organism: Microstroma glucosiphilum
Lineage: Eukaryota; Fungi; Basidiomycota; Exobasidiomycetes; Microstromatales; Microstromataceae
Product: E1-like protein-activating
Exons: 8
Coding region: 1-2301 (766 amino acids)
Biological process (GO): C-terminal protein lipidation; cellular response to nitrogen starvation; autophagy of mitochondrion
Cellular component (GO): cytoplasm; phagophore assembly site
Molecular function (GO): Atg12 activating enzyme activity; Atg8 activating enzyme activity
Source: RefSeq, a predicted model, not a curated record
AUGUCCUCCCCUCUCCCCUCCUCCUCCUCCUCCACCCUCCUCCAAUUCAACCCCCUCCCAACAACCAUCUCCCCCUCCUUCUGGCACGCCCUCACAAGUCUCAAGCUGAACCACCUCCGCUUAUCGGAAGAUGCAAUCCCUGUAAUGGGAAGCUAUACGGUUGGAAGAGUUGUCAAGGAUCGGAGGGGCGGAGAGAAGGGGAGGAUAGUGGAGCUAGGCGGGUCUUUGAGCCUUUUGGAGGAGGGACUGGGAGGGGGAGCAGAAGCCCCAGCUGAAGGGAUCUCGGUGGGGGCGCACUUUCCCACUUCUUCUGCUUCGUCUUCCUCGCGGCUCUCGGUGACUGUGAGGGGAAUGCUGAGGAAUUACAACACUGCACCUCAAUUCACUUCUGCGGAUAAGAAUGAGAUCUUUAGUGAUCUGGCGCAAGAGAUACUCAACGAUCUCCUCACUUCACCCGAUCCCCUAGAUGCCGUCACCCGAUUCACCGUUCUAGCCUUUGCAGACCUCAAGAAAUACAAGUACUACCACUGGGCGGCCCUCCCCGCCCUCAUUGCCCAGCCCAACUGGCAGACGAGCUCUCCCGGCUGGAAGAGCCUGCAAGAGGAGUGGACUGGGAAAGGGGAGGAGGAAGGGGAGGUCUCGCCGAGACGGAUGCAAAGCUUGGCAGAGGCAUUCAAGGAGCACUGGCAACGCUAUAGGGGUGAGAGCGAGGCGGGGUUCUGUCUUGUCAAGGUUGGAUCAGAGGCAUGUCAAGUCGGCAUGGUGAGAGAUUUCCAGACGUUCUUUGCGGGUGUGCCAAACGAAGAGCGCGUCGUCCUAUUCAUCGACCCUUCUGCAACUCCUUCGGUUCCGGGCUGGCCAUUGAGGAACUUCCUCGCCCUCCUCUCCGUACGCUUCCAAGUCAGACAGAUACGAGUCAUCUGCUGGCGGGACGAGCUGGACGACAAUGCAGUAGGGGAGAGGAGCAUCAUUGGCAAUGUCUUCCUACCUGCCGAGGAGGGCCAGAGUGGAAGUAGAGUAGUCAAGGGUGAUGGGAGCUUGCCGAUUGCAGCCACGCAAUCCGACUCAGCUCGUCCCGUGGCGAUUGGAUGGGAGAGGAACACACAAGGGAAAUUGGCGCCGAAAGUAGCAGAUCUGGGCCCUCUGAUGGACCCAAGAAGACUGGCAGACCAGGCCGUAGAUCUCAACUUGAAGCUGAUGAGGUGGCGGAUCAUGCCCGAGAUCCAGCUCGAGAAGAUUGCAUCGACCAAGUGCUUGCUGCUAGGCGCAGGCACGCUGGGUUGUUACGUAGCGAGAGUUCUGAUGGGCUGGGGCGUGAGGAACAUCACGCUGGUUGACUCUUCCCGGGUCUCCUACUCUAACCCUGUCAGGCAGCCACUCUUCGAGUUCGAAGAUUGCCUCGAUGGAGGGGAGCCGAAAGCAGCGUGUGCUGCUGAUAGACUGAAGAAGAUCUUUCCCGGUGUUAACGCCGAAGGUAUCAUGUUAUCAGUCCCAAUGCCCGGUCACGGCCUCUUCUCCUCCUCGUCAACCUCAAGCAAAGUCGAAGCCUCAACGCGUCGCGAAGUCGAGCAGCUGGAAUCCCUCAUCGACUCACACGACGCCGUCUUCCUCCUGAUGGACUCGAGGGAAAGUCGUUGGCUGCCAACGAUGCUGGGCGCGGCGAAGGGUAAGAUUGUGAUCAAUGCGGCGCUGGGAUUUGAUACGUACUUGGUUAUGAGACAUGGCGCUGGGCCGGCGCUUGAGGGUGGGAGUAAGGAUGAGGUCGACAGGGACAGGCUGGGCUGCUACUUCUGCAACGAUGUGGUAGCUCCUUCGGACUCUCUGACUGAUCGAACGCUGGACCAGAUGUGCACCGUCACCAGACCGGGACUCGCGGCCAUCGCAGGCGCCUCGGCAGUUGAGCUGCUCGUGUCACUUGUGCAGCACCCAGAUGGUGUUUCCGCUCCAGCCCCAACACCAAGCACCUCCGGAACCUCCAGCAGCAUCACCACCUCCUCAGCAAGCUCCUGCCUCGGCCUCCUCCCACAUCAGCUCCGCGCCAACCUCUCCACCUUUUCGACCCUUCCCCUCACCGCACCCGCCUACGCACGCUGCACCGCCUGCUCCUCCGCCGUCGUGCAGGCCUACCGCACUGAAGGCUGGGAGAUGCUUCGAAAAGCUCUGGGCGCUGAAGAGGGCUACUUGGAGCGAUUGACGGGACUGGAUGUCAUGUAUGCGGAGACGGAGAGGAUGCUGAUGGAGGAUGGAGGGGUAGAGGAGUGGAGUGAGGGAGAGGAAGAGGGGGAGGGGGAACUACUUUGA